AUGGCGCCCAAGAAGACGAUAGUGAAAAAGACCAAGGCGAAGAAGGACCCCAAUGCGCCGAAGCGGCCACUGAGUGCCUUCAUUUUCUUCUCCAAGGACAAGCGGGAAGAGAUCAUUCGCAAGAACCCGGAGCUCAAAUCCAAGCUCGCUGAGGUUGGGAAGAUGGUCGGGGAAGCGUGGGGGAAACUCUCAGACGCGCAGAAGAAGCCGUACGAGUCCAAGGCGGUCGCAGACAAGGCACGAUACGAGAGGGAAAUGAUCGCCUACAAGAAGGGUGGCAAGUAA
This is a messenger RNA of Neospora caninum, 285 nucleotides long. RefSeq names its product high mobility group protein, related. The transcript has a single exon. The record is from RefSeq and is a predicted model, not a curated record. NCBI's taxonomy places the organism in Eukaryota, Apicomplexa, Conoidasida, Eucoccidiorida, Sarcocystidae. The coding region runs from base 1 to 285 and encodes 94 amino acids.